Molecule: messenger RNA, 2511 nt
Organism: Chelmon rostratus (copperband butterflyfish)
Lineage: Eukaryota; Metazoa; Chordata; Actinopteri; Chaetodontiformes; Chaetodontidae
Gene: prkd1
Product: protein kinase D1
Exons: 20
Coding region: 16-2511 (831 amino acids)
Biological process (GO): protein phosphorylation
Molecular function (GO): ATP binding; protein serine/threonine kinase activity
Source: RefSeq, a predicted model, not a curated record
UGUGUUUUCUAUGGGAUGUAUGAGAAGAUCCUGCUGUUUCGUCAUGACCAGAGCUCAGACAACAUGCUGCAGCUGCUGCGCUCGGCCUCUCAGAUCCAGGAGGGCGACCUGGUGGAGGCCGUGCUGUCAGCUUCAGCCACGGUGGAGGACUUCCAGAUCCGUCCACACUGCCUGUUUGUUCACUCGUACCGAGCUCCGGCCUUCUGCGACCACUGUGGGGAGAUGCUGUGGGGACUCGUACGACAGGGACUCAAAUGUGAAGGCUGCGGUCUGAACUAUCACAAGCGAUGUGCCUUUAAGAUCCCCAAUAACUGCAGCGGAGUGAGGAGGCGUCGCUCGUCCAACGUCUCCCUGACCGGCGGGCUGGUAAACAUGGGUCGCCCCCUCUCUGCCGAGCCCUCGCCGCCCCACUACACCGACGAUGCUUUACUGUCUCCAGUCAGUCCCAGCAUGGAGCAGAAGAAUCAGUUAGAUUACUUCCCGGGUAGAGAGCGGCGCUCCAGCUCCCAGUCCUACAUCGGCCGUCCCAUCGAGCUGGACAAGAUCCUGCUGUCGAAGGUUAAAGUUCCCCACACCUUCCUGAUCCACUCGUACACCCGACCCACCGUCUGCCAGCACUGCAAGAAGCUGCUGAAAGGCCUCUUCAGACAGGGUCUGCAGUGCAAAGAUUGUAGAUUUAACUGUCACAAACGAUGUGCCCCUAAAGUGCCAAACAACUGCCUGGGAGAAGUUUCCAAAAAUGGAGAGCUCCUGAGCCCGGGGGCGGAGUCAGACGUCAUCAUGGUGGAGGGUUGCCUUGACGACCACGAUAUCGACAGAGGUGGCGGCCUAUUGGACGACAUGGAUGAAGCGCUGACAACAGAGGGGGGUCUCCUGCUGGAGGCGGGGCCCAGCGACCUGUGUGACCUGCACGACCCCGACCUGGACGAGUCCAACCGGGCCAUCAGCCCGUCCACCAGUAACAACAUCCCUCUGAUGCGAGUCGUUCAGUCCAUCAAACACACCAAGAGGAAGAGCAGCAACGUGAUGAAGGAGGGCUGGAUGGUGCACUACACCAGCAAGGACACCCUGAGGAAGAGACAUUACUGGCGUCUGGACAGUAAAUGCAUCACGCUGUUUCAGAACGACACAGGAAGUAAAUACUACAAGGAGAUCCCUCUGUCAGAGAUCUUAUCUCUGGAACCGGCUCAGACUUUCUCUCUGCUUCCUGAUGGAGCCAAUCCUCACUGCUUUGAGAUCGCCACGGCAUCGCUGGUUUACUACGUCGGAGAAAACCUGCAGAGAGCUGAGCCAUCAGUGACGGGCAGCAGCAUCCUGGUCAGCGGAGUCGGGCAGGAUGUGGCUCGGAUGUGGGAGAUGGCCAUCCAGCACGCUCUGAUGCCGGCCGUCUCCACGGGGAUAUCCCACAGUUCUCACCACAGCGGACACAAGGAGAUUUCCAUCAGUAUUUCUGUCUCCAACUGCCAGAUUCAGGAGAACGUGGAUAUCAACUCCGUGUAUCAGAUCUUCCCAGACGAGGUUCUCGGCUCAGGACAGUUUGGCAUCGUCUAUGGAGGUAAACACAGGAAGUCCGGCCGCGACGUCGCCAUCAAGAUCAUCGACAAACUGCGUUUCCCCACCAAACAGGAGAGUCAGCUGCGCAACGAGGUGGCCAUCCUGCAGAGUUUGCACCACCCGGGCGUCGUCAACCUGGACUGCAUGUUCGAGACGCCGGAGAGAGUGUUUGUCGUCAUGGAGAAGCUCCACGGAGACAUGCUGGAGAUGAUCCUGUCCAGCGAGAAAGGACGACUGCCUGAGAGGAUCACCAAGUUCCUGGUCACACAGAUCCUGGUGGCUUUACGUCACCUGCACUUCAAGAACAUCGUCCACUGUGAUCUGAAACCUGAAAACGUCCUGCUGGCCUCUGCAGACUCAUUUCCACAGGUGAAGCUGUGUGACUUCGGUUUUGCCCGGAUCAUCGGUGAGAAGUCGUUCAGACGCUCCGUGGUCGGCACGCCGGCGUACCUCGCUCCCGAGGUCCUGAGGAACAAAGGCUACAACCGCUCUCUGGACAUGUGGUCGGUCGGAGUCAUCAUCUACGUCAGUCUCAGCGGGACGUUCCCUUUCAAUGAAGACGAAGAUAUCAACGAUCAGAUCCAGAACGCCGCCUUCAUGUACCCUCCUCAUCCCUGGAAGAAAGUUUCCCAGGAAGCUAUCGACCUGAUUAACAAUCUGCUGCAAGUUAAGAUGAGGAAGAGAUACAGCGUGGACAAGACCCUCAGUCACCCCUGGUUACAGGACUACCAGAUGUGGCUGGACCUGAGGAGCCUGGAGUCCCGGAUGAACGAGCGCUACAUCACCCACGAGAGCGACGACCUGCGCUGGCAUCACCACGCCCAGCUCAGCGGCCUCGACUACCCCACGCACCUCGCCAACGGCCCCCGCGGCGACGGCGGCGGCCAGGGGGCGGAGCGUUACCAGGAGCAGGAGGAGGAGCUGGAGACCCUCAGUGAGAGGGUCAGUGAACUCUGA